Molecule: messenger RNA, 4225 nt
Organism: Ruditapes philippinarum (Manila clam)
Lineage: Eukaryota; Metazoa; Mollusca; Bivalvia; Venerida; Veneridae
Product: Wilms tumor protein 1-interacting protein homolog
Exons: 7
Coding region: 291-2501 (736 amino acids)
Biological process (GO): cytoskeleton organization; negative regulation of hippo signaling; positive regulation of miRNA-mediated gene silencing
Cellular component (GO): P-body; nucleus; adherens junction
Molecular function (GO): transcription corepressor activity
Source: RefSeq, a predicted model, not a curated record
UACAUUGUCCGUACAAUAUUCGGCUUCAUUUGGCCUGGAGUUCAACAAGGAAAAGUGAUUCACGAAUAUACAGUGUGGAAUUUGUUUACAUUUUUAACGUUGUCAUUAAAACAAAACAAAGUUAUCGGUCAGAGUUUAUUCUUUUAUUUUAAUAUUUCAGUUGUAGUGUGUUAUAUUAUACUCUGACUUUAGUUAGAUCUUUAAAUUUAUUGAAUUCUGUGGAAAAACUGGAAAUUAAUUAUGAGGGGUGUUCUCAAAGAAGGCGACAGUGAUAGAGUGUUUCUAUAACAAUGGCAAAUAUGAAAAAUCAAAAUAUCAGUGGAUAUCCUUUACAGGGCUCUGAAAAUGUGUUUGUAGGAUACGGCAAACAUCAGGUUAAUGUCAGUGUUUCUGAAAACAAGCCUCCAAUACCAGCUGGAAUGAGUAACUCAACAUCUCAUAUGUUAAGAAUGUUUGAUAACAAUGUGAAUCAAAUGCUUCAUGUGCAGCAACAACCCCAACUUCAGACAAUUCAAGGCCGAGAGAUCAUGAUAGGGGGGCAAAGACUGGCAGGUCCUGGCAUUGCCAGUCAAAUUCAUAGCCAGGGCAGUUACAUUACUAUUAAUGGAACUCACAAUCCAGUUAAUGGAGGGUCUGAAUAUUCAAGUCCAAGAUCUAGUGUAGGAAGUGCUGGAGAUUCAAAAAAUUCAAGUCCGCGUUCCAGCUUGAUACAUCAAUCACAACAGGCACCCCCACCCCCAUAUGAUGCAAGAUUUAGGAAUAGUAUAGCUAGUAAUUUAUCAAGUAUAAGUCUCGAUUCAAAUAGAAGCUCUCCAAGAACAAGUUUAGCAGGAGGGAUUAUUUAUGACAGAUUUCCAAGUCCUAGAAACUCUGUUGUUUUUCCACAUGAUGGUGGAAAUAUAAAUAUGAACAUAACUCAUCAAAGUUUAAAUAAUCGUAAUAGAUUCAAUGAAGCAGCGCCACCAUUUCAGAGUUACAUUGUGCGUCCGCCAGUCAUGAAUGGUCAGAUACUUAUAAAUCCAACUGCCGGAACUGUAAAUGUUCAUCAUAUUCCUAUUACUCAAAAUGGGAAUGUUCAGGCAAUGGUAGCAAAUACCACACAUCUUAAACCAAGGACUAAUGCGUCUCAAGUAUCACCACCUCCAGCAAUUCCAGCUAGAGUGCCAAAAAUUCAACCAGGAAUUCCACAAUCUCAAUCAGAAUCGGAAAUAGCUGCUUUGACGAAAAAGCUGGAGCAAGAUCUGCUCAUUUCGAUGAGUCCGUCAUCGUCACCCUUGCCUCGGGAGCCCCCGCCACCAUACCAUGGGCCACAUAAGACGGAACCAAUGCCAGGUCUUCCACCAAGAAAUACAACCCCUAAUUCUUUAAAUCGCAGUAAUGCACAAGUUCAUAUUAUGAGUGGAAGUGUUCCAAGGACUCAGUCUUCAUCAUCAGUACAUCCUUCAGUUGUUAGUAAACUUCAAUAUCAAGUAACACCGCCGAAACAAAAGGGACCAACAGAAGCUGAGCUGAAAUUAAAUGCUCUCACUCAGCAACUUGAAGAUGAAAUGGAAUCCUCCUCUGCUCAAGGGGAAUAUUUUGGUCAGUGUUUCAAGUGUUCAGAAAAAGUGACAGGUGCCAAUGAUGCGUGUCAGGCUAUGGGGCAUAUAUAUCACACAAAAUGUUUUACUUGUUGUUCAUGUGGUCGCACGUUAAGGGGGAAGGCAUUUUACAAUGUUCAUGGGAAGGUUUACUGUGAAGAAGACUAUUUAGUAAGUAUUUUAUAUAUAAAUACAACUAACAGUCAUUCAUUACCGAUUUACAGAUGGAUCCUGCAGGCGAUGGGAAAGUCAUAUCAUCCUGGAUGUUUCCGCUGUUGUAUGUGUAACGAAUGUCUCGAUGGUGUACCGUUCACUGUGGACAUGGAAAACAAAGUUUACUGUGUCGCAGACUUUCACAGGGUAUUUGCACCAAAAUGUGCGGCAUGUGGCCAAGCCAUUACACCAGUUGAGGGGACAGAAGAGACAGUCCGUGUAGUUUCUAUGGAGAAAAAUUUCCAUGUGGAUUGCUACCACUGUGAGGACUGCCAUAUACAGUUGACAGAUGAGCCGGACAAGCGAUGUUACCCAUUAGACGAUCACCUGUAUUGUCACAUGUGUCACAUCAAACGUCUACAUCUCGAAUAUCCAGAUGAACAGUUCUACAUCGACCCGUACACGUUCAAUAUUCUCAACAAAACAACGGGAAAUCAACGAGAUAGCAUCGCUAUCAUGCCAGCUCCUGUCUCAGCUUAUCCAAAUUAUACGAUGCUGCAGACAAUGGGCAGCCAAUCACAUGUCUCUGGAGGCGGCAUGGCUCCUCCCCCGCCAACUUCGAUGAGUGAGGCUCCUCCCCCUGUUCCGCCUCACAGGAAAAUUACAGCCAAUGGGUACGAUUCUUCUAGUCUGUAUGCAAAUAAACCCAUGCCACAAGUACCCCCAGGUGCACAUAAUGGAAUGAAGAAAACUAUAACUGACUUGUGAUAAUGUUGUUAUGUGAAUCAGUCAUAUUGAUUUUGUUGCUUUCUAUUCUUUUUUUUUUUAAACAAAAAGUCAUGGACACUUGUUUUGUUUCUUAUUUUCAAAGUGCUUGUUGUUUGCCUUAUUUAUUGUGACUCACUUGCAAUACGAUUCAUGACAUUUGUUGUUAAUUUUGUAUUCUGUGUUGGAAGGGUAAAAAAUAAUACUGUCAUAGAAUAUUUAAACGUUUUAAGGUGCAAUUUGAACCAUUAUAAAUAUAUAAAACUUAAAAUGAUUUGAGAAUAUAAAUACAUAUUAUUUUUUGAAGUUGAUCAGUUGAAAUUGAGUAUAUUCCAUGUGUAUGCAAAAGUCAUUAGAUUUUUGGGUUUAGCUCUUCUGUUGUUUUUUUUUACCAAAAAAUAUGAUGAGGGGAUGGUGUAAAGAGUUAAACAGCUAGCAGUACUAAGUGUGGUCAGAUGGCACUGACAUUGCAGACUGGCCUAACUUUAUACUGAUGGCAUAAACAGUUUAUUCCGAUAGUAUAGGCACUUAAUGCCAGCGACUUAUACAAUAAUACUGGAUGCCUAGACAGUAUUUACUGGGGUUAUAUAUUGGUGGUAUAGAAAUAUUCUUUUCAUCUCUACAAAAACCAUAUUGAUAUGUUGUUGAUGUACUAGUCAUUGGACAUCUUCAUUUAUGCAAAACAUCAAAAAAAUUCAAAUGUAACAAAGUGAAGAAAAUCAAAAUAUUUUUGUUAUUGUUUUUUUUUCGAUGAUUCAUUCUUUUUAUACCAUUGCUGUAUUUUACCUACAGUCAGAUGAAUUUAAAAGUCAUAGUUUCAACAACAGUUUAUCAAAAGAUGCUGCAAUAUCCACAAGUGUGAAACGUGUAAAUGCACAUAUAUUUUACCACCAGCUCACACAAGACAUCUGGCAUAUUAAGUGUUGUUUUUGUUGCGAGGGUUACAUUGUGUUUGUAUUUAUACAUUGAUAUGAAAUUGAAAGAUUAUGUUAUAAGGCAUGCAUGUUGUUAACAUUUAUUGGUAUAAAUUUUCUAAAGAUUUUGUAAAAAGUCUUCCAUUAAUUUAUAAUUGACAUUGUCAUAAUAUCAUAAAACCAUGAUUACCUUAGGAAUCACCAAAUUUAUAAAAUUUAUUUUUCAUUUAUUUACUAGAUUCUUUCAAGAACUGGCCACCAUCCCAACCCUAUACCUUAUCAACUACCCCACCCCUUAACCACCUGCUGGAAAUUCUUGAUAAUGUUCUAUAUCAUUGAAGUACGAAAUUUAUAAAAUAUUUAUAUCCCAAAUUCGCAAAACUCCAAAAGAAAAGAAACAAUACAUUAAGUUCAUCUUCACAUUAUUUUUUACAGGGUAUAUACAUUCUAUUUAUUAUUACAUCACAGGCAUGCAAGAAACAUUCAUUUAAUUUAUGUAUUUUAAUUCUAAUUCCAUAGUAUUGUAACUUAUCUAUGACUGCCAUGGAGCAGCCCUUUUGUAAACUAGCAUUGUUUAAAAAUCCAGUGUUCAAAAAGUAUUUUUAGGUUAUAUUUUUUCUUCUCUGCAUAUAUUGUUGCUGUGCAAUUGCUAUUUUUGUUAGGAUGUCACAUUUUAUAAAGCUCUUCUUAAAAGUUCUGUGUCCUUUUUAACUUGCCAAUCAUUGUCCCAUGCUAAAUAAUGUAAAAUCUCAAUUAUUUAUUUUCAAGAACAGUCUUAAGGUUUCAUAAUAAUUUUUGAUGUAACUUUUUUUU